UCAACCUAUCGUUGUAUGUGGGUAGUGUGUUGUUUUCACUUUGCAGAAAGGCUACUGCUCUUGAUUAGUAUAAAAUUAUAGCUCACUGCUUUUUCUUAUGGAUAAACGUAACAUUCAUGAAUGUGACGUUUUACACAUUUCUCAUUUUCCGUGAAUGACGAGAAUUUAAUAGUUGGUGCAUCUUUGUACAGUCAUGGCUUCUCACAAUGUCCAGAUAACCCUGAAGGAAUUUUGCCCUCUCUAUUAUCUAUACAACAACAUCCCUGUAAAGGUCCAGAAAGGAUUCCGGUCAGUACAGGUGUAUUUAACAGCUCUGGACACAAGCAGUGAUUACAUUGCUGUGGGUAGCAGCAUUGGAAUGCUUUAUCUGUACUGCAGGCAUCUUAGCCAGAUGAAUAAAUACAAUCUUGAGGGCAAAAUGGAGGCCAUAACAGCUGUGAAGCUGCUCAGUUGUUUUGAUGAUCUGGUAGCAUUGGGCACAGCCUCGGGUCGGGUUGCCAUCUUCCAGCUAGUUUCACCCCUACCUGGUCGGAAUAAGCAGCUGAGACGCUUUGAUGUGGUUGGACUGCAUAAGAGUACAGUUACUGCAUUGGCCUGGAGUGCAAAUGGCAUGAAGCUCUUUUCUGGGGAUGACAAGGGGAAGGUCAUUUACUCUGCAGUGGAUCUGGACCAGGGUACAUGUACUCCUAAACUGCUGUUGGAAGAAUCGUCAGCUAUAGUACAACUGGAGUAUAGUCAGAAGGUGCUGCUGCUCUCAUCCACCCAGCGCUCCCUCUUGUUCUACACUCAAGAUGACACACUGUCCCAGCUUGGCACAAAACCCCGUAAAAGCAAUGGAAAAUUUGGGGCCUGCUUCCACCCAGCCUUGUGCAAGCAGAGUGACAUACUGGUAUAUGCAACACGGCCUGGACUGCGCCUCUGGCGGGCGGAUAUUCAAGGCAGUGUGCAGGACACCUAUCUUCUAAAGGAGCUUUUUGCAAAGGAAUUGCCAUACUUUGAACUGUUUCCACACUCGUUCCCUUUAGGAGGUCAAUGUCUUCCAGAGCGGCAGCUGGGCCUGAUCACCUGCUUCAUGAAGGAGGACUGGGUGCUCAGCUGGAAUGAGUACAGCGUCUUUGUGUUUGACAGCCUGAACCAGGUGAUCAUUGGUGGUAUUGAAAGCUGUGGAGACAUUGUGUCAGUCUCUUGCACAGAAAAUGAAAUCUUUAUUCUUAAAGGAGAUCGGGACAUUAUUCGGAUUUCCAACCAACCUGAAGGCCUGGCUUCAAACUGGUCUGAGUUGUCAUUCUCUCCAUUGGCAAACUCCAUAAUGCUUCUGCCACACAGUGGCGCCGUGGAGACAGCGGAACCUAUAAGGACUAUGACUAUGAUCUCCGAGCAGAAGGAGAAAGGAAUGGAUGGAAAAGUACAAAAAGAGAAUGAAGAAGUGGAAAAACAAAACUUAGUGGAGGAAGAGAAGAUGAUCAUAUUAAAUAAGCAAUUUGAGAGUGAAGAAGAUAAGCAGAUAAGCAGCAAUUUGGAACACUGCAGCCGCAGCAGUUCUAUCAGUGGCAUCAGUGAGCAAUCAGAUCUCUCCUCCAGCAGGUAUAGCAGCAUCACCCAGGAGGAUUUGCAGCAAGAACUAGUGGUUAAGGCCAUCAAAGUUAAGAGAAAGACUAAAAGGAGGAGGCAGGAAAGUGGGAAUCGGAUUUCAGAGCACAGCAGCUGGUCAGAUGGGGUGUUCAGCCAGGAAGAUGGCAGCAGUGAGGGGAACAACACUCCUGUUUAUGAAGUGGAAUCUCACUGCACCAGCCUGAACUUAGAAAGCAAUGGACCUGCUGACCAGGGCGAGAUUAUGAAUUUAAGCUCCCAGAGCAGUAACCCAUUUAACCUGCUCAUCUCUCCAGAUCCGGCACCAUCUUUGGGGUGUCACAGCCCUGUGGAAAUGUGUUUGUCUGGUACUCCUGCACCUUGCUGCACUUCAUCCUGUCCACCUUCUCAGUCUUCCCAAGGACUAAACAGCCAUUGUCAUAAAGAGUUCAGAAAUAAUGGCCAAGAUCUGUCACUCUCAGAAAAUGAAUGCUGUUAUGACGUAAAUACCCCAGAUGUGGACUCACUUCUGGAAUGUACCUUUUCAUAUACAAAAACAGGGCAUGCCCCCACAGAGAUACUGGCUGGGCCCAAUCUGCAGAUUUCCCCCAAUGGUAAUUUGGUGUAUACAGAAAACAGUCCUGAAAAUCAAGCUGCUUACUCCAGUGAAAAUCUGCCUCAGCUGGGCAACUCAUGUGAGCCAGAACUAUGUGUAUCUAGUGAUGAAGAUGACAUCUAUGCUUAUGUGGUGCCACCCUCCCGCAACUCUGGCCUAGCUGAUACUUUGCAAACUUCCCAUUACCAAAGCUCCAGAAUCAAGAAAUUGGUAGAAGAAGAACCAAAUCUUCAUAAAUCUGAUCUGUUGGCAGAAAGUUGGAUGGGCUACUCUGGGCCAGCUUGCGGAAUCCUCAGUCUAAUGGUGACAGACAAAUAUAUUUGGUGCCUUGACUUCAAGGGAGGCCUAUACUGCAGUGCAUUACCUAAUGAUGGUCUUCGCUGGCAGAAGUUUGAGGACAAUGUGCAGCAGUUAGCAGUAUCACCUUCAGGAACACUGUUAUGGAAGGUGGAGCAGAAAACCAACAAGGCUUUCGCUUGUGGAAAGGUUACCAUCAAGGGCAGGAGGCACUGGUAUGAAGCUCAGAGCCAGGUCAACUUUGUGACCCUGAGUGAUGACAGUGCUUGGAUUAUAUCUAGUAAUGGAGACCUUUUCUUACAGACUGGGUUGAGUGGUGACCGUCCCUGUGCCCGGUCAGUAAAAGUUGACUCCCCAUGUCCCCUGGUCCAAAUAACAGCAAGAGACAGUGCUGUGUGGGUCCUCAGUGAACAGAGAGGCGUCUUCUACAGGGAGGGACUUAGCAGCUUCUGUCCUGAGGGGGAACGCUGGAAACAUGAUGAUGUCAGUGAGAGACAGGGUCUAGAACCAGUUUGCAUUUCCUUGGGACAUCAGCAGACCCUUUGGGCCUUGGAUACCAAUGGAGACUUGUGGUUUAGGACUGGGAUUUCUACAAAAAAGCCCAGAGGAUCUGAUGAACACUGGUGGCAGGUUAGCAUCACAGAUUAUGUUGUAUUUGACCAGAGCAGCCUAUUGCAGACAUUGAUCCAAGCGACUCAGAGUGUAGCCACAGCCACUAAGGCACCUGUGGAGAAAGUUGCAGAUCGCCUGAGGGUGGCAUUCUGGUCACAGCAACCCCAGUGCCAGCUUAAUUUGGUCAGUGCCAGCAGCAGUGGAAUAUGGAUCGCCUCUAGCAGGAAUGACCUUCAUGUGGCCAGGGGAAACCUCAUUGGGACUUUCUGGAAAAGUGUUCUCCCAAGAGGAACAGCUUCAACUACCAAGUGGGCUUUUGUUUUGGCCUCAGCUUCUUCAACAAAAGAAGGGAAUUUUCUGUGGCUGGGGCAGAAUAGGAAGGACCUAUUGUGUAUGUGGGACCGGGAUAUUCAGCUGCGCCCCUCUACUGUACAACUGCCCACUGAGAUGGAGAUGUUGCAACUCUCUGCAUGUCAUGAUGCUUUGUGGGGCAUAGACAUUUAUGGCAGAAUUCACAUCCGGACCCUGUCUACAAGCUGCCCCACUGGCAUGUAUUGGACGUUGCUUGACCUUAGUCAGCUUGGGGAUGUAAAGCUUGUUAGUGUUUCCUGUGGAAGUCAGAAUGUGUGGGCAUGCGAUCAGAAUGGCAAUGUGUAUUUUCGUGUUGGCACACAGCCCCUUAACUCCAGCAUGAUGCUCCCAGCCUGGAUCUGCAUAGAACCCCCAGAACAGCCAGUCGGGGUGCAUUUGGUUAAUGUGCACACAAGUCCCAAUGACCGCAUGCUGUGGGCUCUGGACAGCAGAGGCAACGUACACGUGCGCACUGGAAUCACAGAGGAGAUGCCAGUGGGUACGCAUUGGGAACAUAUUCCAGGCCUGCAGGCCAGUCAUCUUGUUCUAAGCGUAAGGACUGUGUGGGUGCGCUGCCCUAAUGGGGAAAUAGCCCGGCGCUAUGGGAUCACAGAUAAGAAUCCAGCUGGUGACUACUGGAAGAAAAUCCCUGGCCAAGUUAGCAAGCUCUCCGUGACUCCUGAAGAUGAGUUGUGGGCUAUCAGUCUCUCCGGCAGUUUGAUUUGCAGACUGACAAAGACACUGCAGCACAAUGUCUGUAAUUCAAAGGUCAGUUUAGGAUGCCUAAAUGAUGAUUUAGAAGAAGAGUGGGAAGUGAUCUAAAAAAAGAAUUCAACAGUUCUAUAUGAUGCACUUACCAACUUUUUGGUGACAUUUUAUGUACUGUGUAAAUAUCAUGAAUACACUCACACACACACACACACACACACAAAUGUCCUUUCUUGUUAAACUUUGCACUUCUUAAUAUUCCAUCAGUCUGCUUAAUUUUGGUGUUUGUCCUCAUUUUAUGUCUUUUAUGUCAAUAAAACCAGGUGUGGCACGACUUUAAAGUAAUAAUUUUGCUCAUGAAUACACUUUUAUAAGUAUAUAGUACACAAUAACCUGUUUCCUCUAGCUCUAUGCAUGUGCUUCACAAAAACAUAAACUUUGCUAAUGAGAUAAAUAAAAAAUAUGUAAGUAUGAAGAAACUACAGUAAAAUGAGAAUUAAUCAUUUUUGUUUUAUUUGAGAAUUAAGUUAAAUCCUGUGAUUUACUGUUUUUCACUUUGUGGUUGCCAUAUUGUUCUGUUGAGGAAUUUUAUUCGUAUUUAUGGUACCCAUUGUAAAAAUGUGUAUUUUCAAGUCCUAUUCAAUGUGUUUGUAUGCUAAUAUAUACUGUAAACAUUAAUAUUUUAAUGUAAAAUAAAUGUCUUGUAAAUAUCAACUGUAUAACAUUUAACACAGAAAAUUUCAAUGCAGUAAAUUAAUGCAUCAUCUUAAUUAUCACAUCAGUAUGAGUAGGCUAUCCAUUCUUUGUUUUUCUUAUUCUUUCUUGUUCCUCAUUCUCUUUCCCUGCUCAAUAAAAUCUAGCCUUUAUGCCUAAUUUCACACGCAUAAUCAACACAGCUUCAAAUCAGAAAUUUAGCAACUACCCUGUCCUGAUCCGCAUUGGCGGUUCUGAAACAGCUGAUGGUCAUUUCUGGUUUGAUUGUAAUUAUACUGUCAUCACUUGGCUCCUCGUUGUGAAGUUUUGUGAAUCGCUCCAUUCCUGUGAUUAGGCCUACUGGUGCCUGUGUUACCAACCCUUGUGUGACAAUGCUCUGCCUCUUGGAUUUUGUUUUGGACUCAGUAUUGCACUGGUGUGUUCUCAGCACCUUGCCUCAUUACCUGUCCCGUCUCUUGGAUUUUGUUUUGGACUCCCCAGUCAGAUCUUUUCUGAUCUCUUGCCUGUUUCUCGAUUUGCAACUUUAGAUUGUGAUUUAAAUAAUAAACGGCAAUGAAUAGUUCUGUGA
Molecule: messenger RNA, 5435 nt
Organism: Brienomyrus brachyistius
Lineage: Eukaryota; Metazoa; Chordata; Actinopteri; Osteoglossiformes; Mormyridae
Gene: tecpr2
Product: tectonin beta-propeller repeat containing 2
Exons: 20
Coding region: 194-4267 (1357 amino acids)
Molecular function (GO): protein binding
Source: RefSeq, a predicted model, not a curated record